Messenger RNA from Dipodomys spectabilis (banner-tailed kangaroo rat), 447 nucleotides. Its product is annotated as mammaglobin-A-like. The transcript has 3 exons. The record is from RefSeq and is a predicted model, not a curated record. Gene Ontology annotation, biological process: androgen receptor signaling pathway. Lineage: Eukaryota; Metazoa; Chordata; Mammalia; Rodentia; Heteromyidae. Bases 1 to 282 code for a protein of 93 amino acids.
AUGAAGCUACUGGUGGUCUUCAUGCUUGCUGCCAUCCCCCUGUGCUGCCAUGCUGGCUCAGGCUGUGAAAAGCUGGAAUAUUUGCUGGAUGUAACAAUAGAUCCAGAAGUGUCUGUGAGUGAGUACAAGGAAAUAAUGAGUCCUUACGUUUCUAACAGUGUUGCAAAUGAUGCGUUGGAAGAACUGAAAGAAUGUUUUCUCAAGCAGUCCAAUGAUACUUUGGCCAAUGUGAAAGUGAUGCUGAAUCACAUAUACAACAGUGUGCAAUGUGCUCUUUAUUAAUCUUCCACAACAUCCAAGACCUAGAGGAAUAUACGAUGUGCUCAAACACCGACUGCUGAUGCUAUAAAACCAGGAUUUUCCCUCUUUUUUCUGUCCUUUACUACAGGAGAUGCAAGACAAUUGUUGAAACAUUCUCAUCCCAAUAAACUAACUGCAAGCAUGACA